Messenger RNA from Drosophila virilis, 580 nucleotides. Lineage: Eukaryota; Metazoa; Arthropoda; Insecta; Diptera; Drosophilidae. The record is from RefSeq and is a predicted model, not a curated record.
UAUGGAUAUAAUAUAAGGGUAAUAUAUUUCACAGCAUCUUCCAUAUUACAGACCCGUGGGGCUUAUUGAUAAGGUCUAUAUAUUUUAUGGGGAUGAACGGCCUAGGUUAAAAGGUUGGUCACAGAGAUAUGUUGAAUCGAAAGUCCAGUUGUUGUCCGAUCGACUAUAAAAGCUCCAAUUUGAGCUCGAGCUGGACACAGUUGAAUUUUUCCAAGCAAAGUAUUGUCAGCUCCGACGAAAGAUGCCUGCCAACAAGUGCUACAUCCUUCUGCUCCUGGCCUGCUGUCUGCUUGCACUCGUUGCUGGCGAUGUGGCGGGCAGCCUUUUGCGACGCCAGCGAUCUGUGGUUGUAACAGCUGGAAAGGAUCAGGCGGGAAGUCCGCUGGGCGUUUACUAUAAUCCUCUACUUACUAAUCGCGAUGUCAAUCGUGAUUUUGUUAACAAACGUAAAGAACACGGCGGAGCCGUUGACGGCAGAUGGCCUUAUUAAUUAAAGGAUCUGACAGAAUAAAUACAAUUCUGCAUCAUAACAAUAAAUUAGAAAUACAUAUAUAUAUAUAUAUAAAGAAGGCGUGACUGU